AUGGCGACACCUGGGAGAUUCAAUGCGAAUCUUCUACCUUCUGCGGAUGACUACUAUGACAACGCUAUUUAUGAGGUUGUUCUGUCGGUGGUGCAGAGUGAGAAUAUGGCCGUCCUCAAGCAACAACUUGAAACUUAUCGUCGCAAGCGCACCAAUGCCUUGAAUGCUAUCAAGGACUUACGUCAGAGAAUGGCUGAUGAGGACCUCGGGGAUGAUGAGGGCAAUGCUGAGACCCUGCAGUCUCUGAGUCAUCAAUGGCAAGAUAUGAACCUGGCCGUUAAGUCCCUGGAAGACCUCGAAGAGUAUUAUGAACAUCUCUUGGUUCUUGGCACUGAGAUAGUACGUCCGUCGAGGUUGAGGCCGCCAGAGGUUCCCUCCGAGCAGGCUCAGAGAACAUCUCCGGUAGCCCCGCCUAUAUCUCCUCUAGGCCAUCACUCUGCUCCUGAUCCGGGAGGUCAAGUUCUUGGUGAGCAAGGGGCUCGGACUGUAUUAACGGCUCCGUUCGUGACUCCAAUGAGCACUGUUGGCCACGUAUCGGCCGGUGCUACUCUUCCAAGAGCAAGCGAAAGACGACGCCCAGAUUCGAGACAGGUAUCGAAGGUGGACCUCCCCGAGCUUGUCGAAAAGUUUUCCUUACAACAUCACCUUACUGUCUGCAAGGCGAUGAUGGUCGAGGCGGAGCUGGGGGACUACGUGCAGGGUCUUUUUGAGCCCUUCCCGAAUCUUCGGUUCAGUGUGGUAAACCGCAUUUUGACAUCGCUCAAAGGUGUUGGAGAUGUCCACUCUCUUGCAACAUCAACGGCUGAGCAACAAAGUCAUAACUGGUCGGCUAUUCGACAGGUUUUGUUGUCGACCUUUGCAAAAAGGGAGACUCUAUUGAUGGAGCUGAGGGCGAUGGUAGGCUCUAUGAAGUACAGUAACAUCGAUAAGUUCUGCGCUGAGGUGCGUAAGGUCUACGCAAUGCUGGUCCGUCUAUUUGGGGCUGACAACCAGUACGAGAUUCGAGGCUUCGUGGAAGCCAUGGUAGCGAGAUUACUAGCUAGUCGAGCCUCGGCUCUUAUCUCAGAAAUUCACAAUACAGCUCAUCUACAGUCCUAUACCCCCGAUUGGCCUUUGGUACUUCCUUUCGAUGGUGUCGAAGCGUCUGUUUUGGGAGUGUUGAAUCGUUUAGAACGACAAGAAGUUGCUGCUCGAGCUUUGACAAGCAAAGGGUUGAGUGCCAGUGCGGAGGUCGCAGCUGCUGCUAUUCCACCCAGACCGGGCAAGGGAGGCUCUCUGUCUUCUAACGCUCCGACGCAGGGCACGGCGGUGCGAGAAUGGUGUGCUCGCUACCCAGCGGAUUCUCUCAUCAAGGUGUUCGAUUUAUGGGGCGAUGCAUUGAAGCAGAAGAUACCCGAUAUGCUGGACUCUUUCGCCAUGCGUGGGCGCAAGAAGCGGUUCCCGUUAUUCCGCAUAGUCGCUCUGCCGAAGGAUUGCGAUAGAGACUCCCUUGUGAAUAAGCUCAAAGAAGAAGGGGUGCGUGCUGACGUCUUUGCCCCUUUUACGUGA
Perkinsus marinus ATCC 50983 is the source of this 1548-nucleotide messenger RNA. RefSeq lists its product as hypothetical. The transcript has a single exon. The record is from RefSeq and is a predicted model, not a curated record. Lineage: Eukaryota; Perkinsozoa; Perkinsida; Perkinsidae. Bases 1 to 1548 code for a protein of 515 amino acids.